UCCAUGUUCAAUCCAAUACUGUAACUGUAAUGUUUUAAAUAUAAAUAUGUAAAUAAACAAACUUAUUUGUGUUUUUAGCGGUAUAAUCUAGUUUGUUCCGGAAAUUUUAGUGUUAACUUUUGAAGUUAGUAUAUAAAUAUGGAGUCAGUUCAUAAAACUGAUAUUCGAUCUUGGAUAACAUCAAAAAUAAAUGUGAGAGAGUUUCGUGAUGAGUGGCAUAAAAACUUGAAUGUUGUUCCAGUCUCCACAAAGGAAGAAUUCAAAAUGACAGAUGAAGAAUAUACCAAAUUAGAAAAAGAAUGUGGAUUAGCUGCUAUGAAAUGUCCUGCUCAAGACUUCAUAGAACUCAGUAAGGAAUUCAAUAUACCAGAAGAUGUUGAUUUAGAAACUUUAAAAUUACAAAAAGAGGAAAUAGAAAAACGGCAGAAUGAUCCUAAAUAUGAGGCCAUAGUUUAUUCUCAUUCCAAGUUCUACAAUUACCCUAAUCCUUAUCAUGCAGGUAGUGAAACUUUUAAUCCUGAUGAUUUUGGCUAUGAAAAAGUUAAAGAGCCAGAUGUUCUUCUGUGGGUUCAGGUUUUUCGUCCAGAAAAAAGAAAUGCUUCAUAUUACAAGUACAAUUAUGCGAGGUUUCCAAAUUUUUCAAUUGACCAGGAGUUUAUUGUUCUUGGCUGUCAGUACUUAACAGAAUUACGAGACAAAAUUGAUUGUAUCUCUGACAGAGCAAUACCUGGUGAUUAUAGUGAUUAUCCUGAGCUUCCUCCUGAAACUACUUGUAAGGAUUUGUACAAAUCUGGCUUUUUUUACAUUGAUGGUACGUUUUACAAUGAUAUGAGGCAUCCAGAUUGUAGAGAUUAUAGUGAGCCUAUAAUUUCUUGGGCAGCAAGCUCAAAUCGUGGCAUAGGUCCUUUUCGUAAAGCUUCAAUGGAAAAAUGCAAAUUCAUUGAUUUGGAUAUCCAGUUAGGUUAUCCAUAUGUAUAUGUCCAUCAAGGAGAAUGUGAACACUUGAUUGUGUUCAGUGAUAUGCAAUAUUACACACAUUAUUAUUGCAAAAACAGGCUUGAGUAUCCACUUCAUAUUUCUUUGAAACCAAAACGAAGAGUGCUAUGCAUGAUCUGCCGUUUGCACACAGCUGAGUGGAUAGUUUUUGAUAACAAAAGACUACCUGAAAAUCCAUUUUACUUCUGUAAAAUUUGUUUCUUCAGUUUUAAUUAUGAUGAAAAUAAUCAGAAAAUAGGCAACUUCAGGGCAUAUCAUCACAUAGAUCGGAGUAACAUUCUAUAAGAUAUUUUCUAUUGUAAAAUAUUUUGAUAUUUUCUCUUUGUAAAUAUUACACCUAAAAAACAUAAAAAUUUGCUUCAUUUGCAUCAUAA
This is a messenger RNA of Argiope bruennichi, 1370 nucleotides long. RefSeq names its product snRNA-activating protein complex subunit 3-like (gene Pbp49). NCBI's taxonomy places the organism in Eukaryota, Metazoa, Arthropoda, Arachnida, Araneae, Araneidae. Gene Ontology annotation, biological process: snRNA transcription by RNA polymerase II; snRNA transcription by RNA polymerase III. The record is from RefSeq and is a predicted model, not a curated record. The coding region runs from base 139 to 1281 and encodes 380 amino acids. The transcript is spliced from 9 exons. Gene Ontology annotation, cellular component: snRNA-activating protein complex. Gene Ontology annotation, molecular function: core promoter sequence-specific DNA binding; RNA polymerase III type 3 promoter sequence-specific DNA binding; bent DNA binding.